Molecule: messenger RNA, 254 nt
Organism: Acanthoscelides obtectus
Lineage: Eukaryota; Metazoa; Arthropoda; Insecta; Coleoptera; Chrysomelidae
Source: the annotation of a GenBank genome assembly
CCUGCUUGUGAGGAUGGACAAGACAGGGUAAUUCUCAUUCCGAUCAUGUCUGAAGUAGAUCCCGCACCAAAAGAACUGUUACAAGAGGCCUCCUGUGGAUGCCGAGGGCCCUGCAAAUCGAAGCUAUGCAACUGACGAAAAGCCGGUCUAAAGUGCAACUCUGCUUGCAAAGUAUGCUGCGGAAAAUCGUGCAACAACUCAAAGAGAUGGACUGCUACAGAACACCAUGAUAGCGAAACUCCGACGACUACAGA